Molecule: messenger RNA, 1146 nt
Organism: Penicillium macrosclerotiorum
Lineage: Eukaryota; Fungi; Ascomycota; Eurotiomycetes; Eurotiales; Aspergillaceae
Exons: 3
Coding region: 1-1146 (381 amino acids)
Biological process (GO): steroid biosynthetic process
Molecular function (GO): 3-beta-hydroxy-Delta5-steroid dehydrogenase (NAD+) activity
Source: RefSeq, a predicted model, not a curated record
AUGGCUGACACAACCCUUCUAGCAUCCAAAAAACUCCUCAUAUCGGGAGGCACUGGCUUUGUAGGCUCAGCCACAGUGCGCGCCGUAGCUGCGAAACAUCCCAGCUGCGCCAUCACCGUCAUUGACCGGAGUCCGCCUCGCCAGCAACAUGCCCUACCAGAGACUAUCUCAUUCCUGCAAGUUGAUGUCACCUCUGCAGAUGAGCUUAGCAAUGCAUUUCAGGCCGUCGAGCCCGAUGUUGUUAUCCAUACGGCAGGCAUUGUACCCGCCCUAGCCGACCGAUUUGGCCGACAGUUGGAGCGAGAAGUAUGGAAGAUCAAUGUCCAGGGCACCCAGAACAUGCUGGAUGCGGCCACAGAGCAUGGGGUCCAGGCAUUUGUCUAUACCAGUACCUGCUGCGUCACGACGGACGACUUCAGAUUUCCAUAUCCCAAUAUUAACGAGGGAUGGCCUACAUCCCAAACCUCACUGAUCUACGGCGAGUCUAAGGCUGCAGCAGAGGCCCUUGUUCUAAAAAAAUCCGACAGCCAUAUGGCAACCUGCUCCCUUCGGCCCUCUGUGCUAUUUGGCCCCGGGGACUAUCAGCUGAUCCCCGCCAUUCACGCAUGCAUUGCCAAAUAUGAGACUCCAUUCAUCAUCGGGGAUGGGGUGAACCUGUGGGAUGUCACCCACGUCGAGAACAUCGCUGAUGCCCAUGUUCUCGCAGUGGAGAACCUAUUAACGUCACGCACGGCGGCGGGGGAAGCUUUCUUUAUACAGAACAAUGAGCCCAUCACUUUCCGAGACUUCUGUCUGGCUAUCUGGGCACACUUUGGGCACAUUCCGCCGUUUGAAAUCCGUAUUCCGCAGGGGCUUGCAUAUUUUGCAGGGUUAAUGUGCGAAAUGGCCACCUGGGCGACGGGCACAACGACCACCUUGAGUCGUGGGAGCGUCCAGGAUGCAUGUGCUACGCGUUAUGCGAGCGGUGAUAAGGCCAAGACAAUACUGGGGUACGAAGCCCGCAUCGGUAUCGAGGAGGGUAUUCGUUUGAGCUGCGAGGAAUACGCCCGGCGCAUUGGGGUUCAACUCCCGGAAUUUCGCCCGGGCAAUAAACCGAGCUUCGCCCAGGAGGUGGCAAGAUUGAAUGCGGAAGAUGCGCAAAAUUGA